GAGCGAAUUGAUAGGGCGCUUUCUGUUUUGAGUUCAUCGGAUUCUGUUCUACCCUGGUAGCCAGGAAACAGACAGAUAGAUAGAGAACUCUUCUGCUUUCAGAGGAUACCCUCCUGCAGAAGGGUCUCUCGUGGAGAUGCCAAAUACAAUACAAUACACUGCAAACAAAACUCAAUAGAUUGAAAAGUAAAUAAAAAAAAUAAAAAUAUAAUAUAUCACGGCGGAGUCGUUUCGUUGAUUAUCAGAAGUCUUCGUUGCAAGGGUUUGGUCACAUUCCUGGUGCCGCUGAAUUCCAGAUUCAUGCGCGAAACGUGUCGCGGCUUGACCGAUUCACGUUUCGUUGCUUCCACGCUUUGGUUUGGACAUUCUGAUUCUCUUGUGGCGACUCACCUUCCGAAGCAGGUUGCAUUGUCAUAUUCUUAGGGUUUUGAUGUUGAUGUUGAGUUGAAUAUCGGUUUGGGAUUUGUUACGAUGAGUUGCGCGCAAAGGCUUUUGGUUCACAUUGCUGAGAAUGGACAUUCGUAUGAGUUGGUGUGUGAGGAGAGCACGGUUGUUGAGGCGGUUAUGCGGAUCAUUGAAUCCGAAACUGGGAUUGGUUUCAGCGAUCAGGUUGUUCUCUGUUUGGGUAUAAAGCUGGAGCCGCAGCAGCUACUGUCGGCUUACAAGCUUCCCUCCAGUGGCCGGGAAGUGUUUGUGUUCAACAAAGCGCGGCUUCAGAGCAAUUCGGCGCCCCCACAGCGUGAGAGAGUUGAACUUCAUACUAAUUUGGAGCCUCCAUCACCAUCCUCACACCACGAGCCUCACCCUCUUGAUCAUGCAUUGGACCCUGCCUUGAAGGCUUUGCCUUCGUACGAGCGCCAAUUCCGGUUCCAUUACCAUCGUGGGAAUGCGGUUUAUGGUUGUACCAUGGCCAAGUAUGAGCAGUGUGAGAGGGUUUUGAGAGAGAUGAUGGUUCAGGAGAGGGCGCUGGAGGUUGCCAGGGGGAAUUUGGAUCAGUACUAUCGAUUGAUUAGCCAAAACUAUGUGGAAUUCAUGAAACGCUAUGUGCAGCAACACCGGGUGCAUUCGGAUCUUGUGGCCAAUUUUGGGAGGGAUGUCGAGAAGUUGAGGUCCAUCAAAAUUCAUCCUGCUUUACAAACCGUCAAGCGGAAGUGCUUGCUCGAUCUUCUGAAAGAAGAAAACGUGAGGAAGUUGGUGGAGAACUGCAUUAGCUCCCACAAGCAGUUUGAGAAUAAAGUUUCACAUUUUAAGCAGAGUUUCGGUGAAGUUAAGCAUAGGGUAGAGGACUUGUUGUCGAGUGGGCCUUUCUUGCCCGUGAAGAAUUUAGAGAGAACAAUUAGAGAGCAUCAGAGAUAUAUAACUGAACAGAAGACUAUAAUGCAAUCUUUGAGCAAAGAUGUUAACACUGUGAAGAAACUUGUGGAUGAUUGUCUCUCUUGUCAAUUGUCCUCUUCACUUCGUCCUCAUGAUGCAGUUUCAGCCUUGGGCCCUAUGUAUGAUGUUCAUGAUAAAAAUCACUUGCCUAAGAUGCAGGCCUGUGACCGAUCUAUUUCUAAGCUACUUGACUAUUCCAUGGAAAAAAAGAAUGAAAUGAACAUAUAUGUCCAUAAUUACAUGCAGAACGUAACUUAUGUUACUUAUCUUAUCAAAGAUCAGAAGCUACAAUUUCCCGUCUUUAAAGAGGCAAUGGCUCGCCAGGAUGACUUAUUUGUAGAUUUAAAGUUGUUCCGCAGUGUUGGCCCUGCAUACAGAGCUUGCCUUGCGGAAGUAGUGAGACGAAAGGCGUACAUGAAGCUGUACAUGGGUGUGGCUGGGCAACUGGCUGAAAGACUUGCUACAAAGUGUGAGGCUGAGAUCAGGAGACGGGAGGAUUUUCUAAAAGCUCAUAGUCCUUUUAUACCUAAAGAAUUAUUAGCUUCUAUGGGCUUGUUUGACUCUCCUAACCAAUGUGAUGUCAAUAUAGCUCCAUUUGAUGUUGGUUUGAUUAAUAUUGACAUAUCAGAUGUGGAUCGUUAUGCUCCAGAGUAUCUAGCAGGGGUAAAGUCCAAACUAGAAAAGCAUGGGAGCUUUAAAGGUUCAUCUGCUGUGUGUAGUGACAGCUGUCUCUCAGCUGAGGAUGUAGAUACUAGUACUGACUCAAUUGAGAGAUAUGACUUUGAGGAGCACCUUGAUGGAAGUGAGUUGUUUGAAAUUGCUGGAACUAGCAAAAUUGAAGUUGAAAAUACAAAACUAAAAGCAGAGCUUGCUGCUAAAAUAGCCUUGAUUUGUUCUCUAUGCCCUGUGGUUGAGUACGAGUCCCUGAAUGAUGAAAGGAUCCAUAGUAUACUGAAGAAUGCCACAGAGAAGACAGCUGAAGCUUUGCAUUUGAAAGAUGAAUAUAUCAAACAUUUUCAAUCAGUGCUUAAGAUGAAGCAGCUGGAGUCUAUCUCGUAUGAGAAACGUAUUCAAGAAUUGGAGCAGAAGUUAUCUAAUCUGUAUGUGCAGGGACAGAAGAUAUCCAGUGUAAGUGAUACAGCUGACUUCCCCUUUCUGUCUGGGAAGACAGAUAAUUACAAGCAAGAAUUUGUGAGCGAUGACAUGCCUUCUGUAUCUACUACUGAGCCCAUGGGUGAAGUUUCAUGCAUCUCAAGUUCCUUGGAUGGAAAACCUGGUCUAUUCAUUAAACAUUUAGGUAAAGCUUUGGAUGGGGUGGAUGAGAACAUGUUGGAUUCCUCAGGAAUACAAAACCCACAGAUGGAUUCAUCCAAGGUGGAGCCUCAUCGCGAAGAAAUGCAAAGUGGUGAUAAAUUCAGAAAAGACAAGAUAGUCAGACAACUGGGCAUGUUGCUAACAAACAGUUCCACUGCUGAUAGCAUGCCUCUGAAUGAUCUAGUACCUUGUGACUCAGCAGUUCAUCCAGACAUGGAAUCCAAAGCAAACAAUAAGUUGUUGGAACUUCAUAGUACACUUGAAGACAAAUCAAAUCAAUUGAAUGAAACUGAGGCCAAACUUGAAGCUGUUCUGGAGGAGGUUUCUGUGCUCAGACGGGAGUUGGAUGCAAGUCUAAAACUACUUGAUGAAUCUCAGAUGAAUUGUGCUCACCUAGAGAAUUGUUUGCAUGAGGCAAGAGAGGAAGCUCAAACACAAAAGAGUUCAGCUGAAAGGAGGGUCUUGGAGUAUGGUUUACUACGUGCAUCUGUUAUUAGGAUGCACAGCCUUUUUGAAAGACUCAAGACUUGUGCUUAUUCUACGACUGGUGUGGCUGGUUUUGCAGAUUCUCUGCGUGCUUUAGCACAAUCUUUAGCCAAUUCUACUAAUGACAAAGAUCAAGAUGAUAUUGCUGAGUUCCGUAAAUGUGUUCGUGUAUUAGCUGAUAAAGUUAGUUUCUUAUCAAGGCAUCGUGAAGAGCUGCUUGAAAAAUACCCUAGAGUUGAAGCUUCUAACAUACAGCUGCGGAAGGAAUUAGAGGAGAAAACUGAUAAGUUCAAAACUUAUUACAAUAAGCAUCAACUCGAGAAGCAGGCUAAUAGGGAGAAGAUUUCCUUUGGUCGACUUGAAGUUCACGAGAUUGCUGCCUUUGUGCUCAAUUCAGCCGGGCAUUAUGAGGGGAUUACUAGGAACUCCUCUAACUACUACUUAUCUACUGAAUCUGUGGCCCUGUUUGUGGACCAUCUUCCAAGCAGACCUAACUACAUUAUUGGACAAAUUGUGCAUAUUGAACACCAAACUCCAACUUCAACUCAGCUCGAGCAUAGUAGAGAAAAUCAACUAACCUCUGACAUAGGGGCCAACCGGUUGACUUUGAAUUCAAGCUCAACUUCAAACCCAUAUGGUCUACCUCUUGAUUGUGAAUAUUUUGUAGUGACAGUAGCAAUGUUGCCUGAUACCACAAUUCAUUCACCAUCUUCCUGAUCCUGCAUCAUACUGGCAGAUAAGACGUGACGGAAGAAUUCAAUUUGUACAUAAACCUCUAAAUGCUCUUUAUGGGAGUUGAACUAGUUAACCAUUUGUACAGCCGACGAUUCAAUUUCGUUAGAUUACCCCCUGUACAUAUUUUUAUACCUUUGACAUGUAUAGGUUGGGUUGUGAAUAUUAUCAAGCACUUAGUGCAUUAGUUGGCAAUUUUGAGUAUAAUUUCUCGCAUUUUGUUUGGUAAACAAUAUUUUGCAAAUCUCAUGGUUCACCUUUGUCGUAUUAGUUGCACCCACAAAGCCAGAUGAUCUGUCUUUUGAGUUUUGAGGCAACAGGGUUCCCCCCACUAAAUGUCGUCAAACGGAAAG
Messenger RNA from Cajanus cajan (pigeon pea), 4259 nucleotides. Its product is annotated as autophagy-related protein 11. Gene Ontology annotation, biological process: autophagosome assembly; autophagy of peroxisome; piecemeal microautophagy of the nucleus. The record is from RefSeq and is a predicted model, not a curated record. Gene Ontology annotation, molecular function: protein kinase binding; molecular adaptor activity. Gene Ontology annotation, cellular component: Atg1/ULK1 kinase complex; phagophore assembly site membrane. NCBI's taxonomy places the organism in Eukaryota, Viridiplantae, Streptophyta, Magnoliopsida, Fabales, Fabaceae.